UUAAGUGAAGAGCAUUUUUAUGGUCGUUUGCGAAUUAGUGUGUCUCCCGCAAAACGGCUCUCUCUCUCUUGCUCUCUCGCUCUCCCUCUCUUCUCUAUUUUGCAAUCGUCGAAAGGACUGCUCGUUGACGAUGCACACACGCACGACACACACGCCUGAUAUCCUGGCAGCAGGCAGGCAGCGGCUACUCCACAUCAAAGUGAGCAUACGCGCUAUUGCUCCGGCAACAUGGGAGAGAUAGGUCCGGGGCAUGCGCACUCUGGACGCCGUUUCGUCUUCGAACGCUUUGGAAUGGAGAGCAAUUUGGUGUGCUCCUAGUACAAGUAUUGAAGGUACAGAAACACCAUCGAACCGGACAGAGCCACCAACCUUUGGGGCUUCGAAGUAGGGUGGAACUUUUCAUACACAAAUUUUCGUCGUUCCUGGCAGCGAUUUGCUUGCUUGCUUUGCUGCAGAAGUAGAAGCUGUGUAGCUGCAAUCGUUAAUAUCGGAGUGCAAGAAAUCUAAAACGCCCGUCGCACGCCCAACCAACGCCGUAUCGUGUGUACUGUCCGAAACGAGACACGAGAAGAAGAAGGAAAAAAACGAACUUCCUCCGUAGUAUGUGUUGUAACAGAAACGGCACCAGCACCAGCAGCACCAGCAGUAGAAUAGAGCCUAAAGGCAGAUCGAAAAGGGAAAACCGCAAAAUGUAUCCGACCACCAUCUCCCGCUGCUGGUGGUAGGGUGGACCUGUCCGUCUGGUGCAAAGUGGAACAUGGGUGGCCUCACACACUAGCUGGCCGAGGCUGGUCUAGUGAUCCCGCUUCUCCCCAGUGUCAGUUGAAUCCGCCGACAAGAAACAUUCUUCCUGGUUCUUCUGGUUGCUGCUCCGUAACGGGGGCUCGGUGUAUAUUGCGUUCUUCGCCUGCUGCAAAGUGAACACCGCUGCUGAGCGAGAGCUUGCUGCAAAAAACACAAACCGGGUCGUGCAAUCCGCGGACGGGGGUUGUACAUAUAUGUGUAGCAUAUCCUGCCGCAAGGACUGUUUUUCGCACAUCGACAGGAAGAGUGAUGAAGAGUUCGCGUGACUCACACGGGUUUGUCUCGAUGGCAAGCGACGAAAACUAACUCCAGAAAGAACUGACCAACCUGCUACCAGUGGCAAACACUGUCGUGCAAAUCGCAAAGAGAAAAACGGGUGUCGAUUGCAUCGGUGGUCCCUCCCUGCUGUCGUGUAUGUGUGUGUGUGUGCGAUACAUCAGGUGUAGAGGAAGCAUCGGUUGAACGAGUUUUCCUUCCCGUCCCUUCAACCAGGACCAAACGAUGAGUCGUGCACGGCCCCUCCUCCAACCCUUCGGAUCGAAAAGGAAGCUGAAAUGUGUGCGUGCGCGCUGAGUGUGUGUGCGUAGAGAGUGUUUUGGUGUAGGUGCGCGCGUGUGUUAUUAGCGGAUGUGACGCUGCUGCUGCUGCUGCUGGUUGACAGCGCAAAACGGAAGAAGCAGGCCAACCAAACGGGCGGUUAGUUCGAAGAGGGCAGCAGCAAAUGUAGUAAUCUGCGGCGUAGUCGUAAAGAAGAUAUUGACGAAACAGCAGCCCCUAAUCCUUCUGUAAUUGACUGUAAAAAUCCUUCCCGUCAGCAGUGUCCGUGUGUUUGUGUGAGUGAUUCGAGUGAUUUCGGGGUUCGCACCUGAACAGAGGACGUCACACUGAAAGAGCAGCACUGUUGGAGCGGGGAGCAUUAGCGGCCGCAUCCAAAAAAAAGAAAGGAAAUUCAUCAAAUAUCACCACACACACAGCGCAAAAUAACGUUCAACGUUCUCCGCAGCAAAAAUGCUGAUCCGGUGGAAAAGCAAAGAUAAAAGCUCAUCCUCAACAUCGUCAUCGUCGAGCACGUCGAAAAAGAAAAGAAAAGGAAGGGAAAGCGAGGAUGACUGGCAAAAUGAUAAAAGCAACAGGAACCAGCCGACCGAUCAAGCGAUCGAUGAUAGGCGACGUUCGGCACGAAGCAGGGAAGAUCCCCGGCGACACACCCUCGGCGGCGAUAUGCUGCAGUAUCAGGCCCAAACGCAACCGCCAAACAUUCAACGAUCACUCGAUUUUGAGCAGACUCCACAGAUGCGUGUGUACACUCCGACGAACCAGGGACCAUUGUUUGACGAUGAUCCCGGCAUCAUGUCCGAAGCCGAAACGGCCAGCACGGGCUUCCGGCGGGGUGGCAAACAGCGCUCCUCCCUGCCGGUCGUAAGAACGCCAUCGAAAACGCUGGAGCGGCCCCUCGGGCUGGUGUUUCUGCAAUAUCGUUCCGAGACGAAACGGGCACUGCUGCCGAACGAAAUCACCUCGAUCGACACGGUACGAGCGCUAUUUGUGCGAUCCUUCCCGCGGCAGCUAACCAUGCAGUACCUCGAAGGGCCGAACGUGAAGAUAUACAUUCACGAUUCGAGCAAGGACAUGUUCUACGAGCUCGAGGAUGUGAGAUCGCAUCUCCGAGAAAUUCGAGAUCGUUCCGUGCUACGUUUGUUCGAGUCCAACGAAGUCAGUGCGCCGCAGGUCCUGCCCGGUGGACAAAAUAUUCCACAACCUCUACAGCCGGCAGCGAUUCCAAACCAGUGGGAUCAAGAGCAGAGUUAUUUCAGCGAACCGGAAUUCGACUCGGAAUACCAACAUCAGCACAUCCACAAAAGCAAGCAACCUACUAAGACGCCGUAUUACGUUGGCACCACUCAAACGCUACCAAGAGGAAUGUACUCGGACAGAACCAAGGGAGCAAUAGGAGUAGCAUCGAAACCGAUCCGCUCGUACGGUUCACGCGGCAACAUUGCCGGCCCGAUGCCAUACACUACCGAGCAAUUGUACAACAUUCCAGAUGGAUACAUGAGUUCCCCGGAACGAAGUGGAGCAUCUCGAGGAGCGUACGAAGAGCCUUACUACAGCCAAUACGGUACACGUUCCGCAACCGUAACGCCAAUCAUCGAUGAAGAGCAAGGGGAUAUCUCGAUCGCGGAUGAUCAGUACGCCAUGUAUGGGGUCAAAAAUGUUGGAAGAAUUCCACGAGUGCCACCAAACCAAAUGUACGACCAUACCAGAUCGGAAGAUCUUCAUAGAAUAAGAGUCGAGCAUAUGGAGCGACAGUUAGCCAACCUAACCGGACUGGUGCAGAAAGCAUUGACGCAGAAUCCUCAACUACCGCUAGUUAACAACAGCCCAAAUAUUCUAAACAUCCCUGGACAAUAUCGUAAUGCUGAAGCUACUGGAGAUGGUACAGUUUGCACGCGCGAAAAGCCACCAAAAUUGGGAAAAUCAACAUGUCAUAAAUCGGUUUCUUUUGAAAAAUCCGUUUCCUUCAGUGAUGAUAUUCAAGGCGUGCCAAAAUCUCACAGCCCACAACACUCCGCAGAUACAAAACCUCCAAAGCCAGCGAUAAAAUCUUCUACCUUACCCAGAACCUCGUCACAGGAACGAGAUCGACUAAAACCACCACCACCUCCAAAGCCUUUGGUGAUGAUAGCGGGCAAUCAGUACCGCACCGACCUAACACUUGCACCGGAGGUAUACAAUCAGCUGCGCGGCCUGCAGAAGAAAGCUAUGGAUCUGCGCACGGAGGUUCGCACGCUUCGCCGAUUAACGCAAACACAGGCCGUAGCAGUACGGGAAGAUAUAAAAGAUACGUUCAUGAGAAUACGCGCCACCUUGCUUUCGAACUCCGGGUUUGUUUGGGGGCAAGGAGAUAAGGAAAGGACAAAUCUUACCAGAGAAGAAGAAAUCUACAAACAAGAAGUGAUUCGAUUGGAAAAGGACUUGGCCGAUUUAGAAUCAUCCGUAGAAGGUCUCAGAGGCGAAGUAAUCAACAGACGGACCCGUGUGAACAUGGUCGCUGUUGAAGACAUGGCCCUAGUGCUCAGCCGUGCGAGUAAAACCGUCGCUGAGCUUAAGAUGCGGUUCCCAGUGCUACAGCAAGGGUUGAGAAAUCUGAUUUCCAACGAAAUGGAGCACGUUUGUCGGGAGGAAGCAUUUCUCAAAGAUGAACCCGAUCGGCUUGAAAAUGCUCUAAGGCGAUGUAAAAAGCUAACCGGAACGCUGGUGACACUCAAAAGACUUGCAAGCGUGCAAGAGCAGCGAUUACCAAUACCGGACACGGCAGGCACUGAUGAAACGAUCAAACCUCCGGAAACACACAACAACGUGAACAAGCCAAUCCCAAGUCCCCGUCUGGGGACAGUCGUUGCCAGUGGAGGAAUCGCCCCAGAAAACGCACUCGAUGCUUUGCUAGAUGAACUGCAAACCUUUGCUAAACCGCCGAACGGUGUGAACGAGCACCGACCGGACGAUUCGACGUCGGACGACAGUUCGCAAACGUUGCAAAACAGCAUCACGACAAAGAUAUCCCAGUCGCAGCUAUACCCCUCCGAGCCCGCUUCCUCCAACGUCGGUCUCCGGCGGCUUCACUCGUAUCCGAGCGGUUCGGAUACGGACACGAGUCCACCGCAACCGACCCGUCCGACCACCGGCAAACCGCCCGUCCCGGAACGCAACGCCGAGCUGCUCUCGAAGGUGAACAACAAGCGAGUGCCCCCGCCGCCCCCACCCCGCACCAGCUCGCGCAGCCCGCUGGCCAGCCCGACCAGUCCGCACGUGCCGCAGCAUCACCGUGGCCAGCAGCAGCAGCCGGCCGUCACGCUGUCCGACUGCGAGCAGCAGCAGCGCACAUCCGAGGGUACGGAUUCGGGCAGCGAAUCCGUCUGCUCGGACAACUCCCAGCGCCAGUUGGCCCUGGAGCUGCGCCACCAGGAGCUGCUGAAGAAACAGCGCCAGCUGCAGGAGCAGUACCAGCGCCUGCAGCAGAUGAGCAAGAAUGCCGUUCCACUAGCGCCGACAACGAUGAACCACGAUAUCAAGAAGACGGGCAGCGAGUCCAACCUGCCGCUCAAGAUGGGAUACAACAUGACCGUGAGCGGCUCGAUGAAGAAUCUCUGUGGUGGGUCCGGCGACCCGACGCUGCCCUUCGAUCCAUCGCAGGGUUCGGUAGCAAACAACGUCGACCAUCAGGACGGAGGCGGUAGCGACAGUUCGACCGGUGGGCCAAACUCGCUGGACGGUGUCGCGAUCGGUGCGAAUGGAAGUGUCGGCACGUUGCCACCACACCUAACGAAAACCACCAACAAAGUCUACGAAACGGACAUACUGUAAACAGCAUCCUUCUUAUCCUUCGCUUCUUCCUUCCACUCUAGCUACGUAGACCAAAGUGCAGAUAUGUCAGAACGGGGCCAGCACUCGUUCGUAUUACAUUCUGUCGUACAUCCGUUGACGACUGUCCUUACGCUUUUGAUCGGUUUUCUGAAGGCAUUAUCAAAACCAUAUUCGUUUUGUCGUUCCACUAUAGAAACUUCGAUAGGAUUGUUCGAACAGCAAUAUUGAGUUUGACUUGGUGUAAUCCGAAUAGUAUAAACAGCAACGGUAAACGCCAUGCAAUUUAACUUUAUUUUCAAAUGUUCUGCACAUAAUUCAUGAAAUGAUUCAAAUAGUUUAUCCUACUGCAUAAUGUUGCCGAUCUCACUUUGUCGCAAAGCGCAUAGUCGUUAGUGCACUGCCCAUAGAAGAAGAAGCAGAAGGGAAAAAAAUCCAAGAUCCUUGGUGUCGGCUAACCCUUAGAACCCAUUAAUGUACAAUUUUAAUUUCGUAGUACAGAUUCGUCGAUAUCUGGUAGAGAGUAAAUUAAUUGCGUUUUAAUAACAUGAAGUAGCUAAUAACAAUCACAACUUUCUUUUAAAAUAAUUUCCAGAUGAGGUAGCUAAAUGUCUCUAGUAAGCGAUCGAGCGGCGUGUGUUCGUAUAGCAGGAUGUUUUUUUACACGCGAUUGUUACAAACUGUUCAGUUCACACCGGAGCGAUAGUAAUAAUAUUGUUGUGUUGCCAUAUCAUCUCUACGUUGGUCCAGUGGCUGAUACGUAAAUAAUGCAAAUCUCUAACAUGUACCACUCACUAUCAUACGUAUUCCUAACCCCCAGAAUGAAUUCGCGCUUCGUACGUGUAUGUCUACGCAUACGUGUACCAAGUGUGAAACAGAUAGUGCCCCCACCACUCUGUGUAUUGCACAACCAUAAAUGCCGUGUUAUCCAUCGUUCGAUGUUUGCACAAAAUACAAAAGCGAAGGACGAAGCAACCAUAGCUCACAAUCUUUCUCUCCCAGCUUCGCAAAACUCAUUAAGCUCCCCCUUGCGAUUGUAUUCUUACUCUUGCCCGAGAAGCUUGAAGAUGCAAAGCAGACACACACCGAUCGAACUGUUCCGACUGAUCAAUCUCCUCGACCCUCGACCUUCAAAAACACAGUAUAUCCCCUAA
This is a messenger RNA of Anopheles merus, 6320 nucleotides long. RefSeq names its product coiled-coil domain-containing protein AGAP005037. The record is from RefSeq and is a predicted model, not a curated record. The transcript has 20 exons. Gene Ontology annotation, cellular component: cytoplasm. Bases 1813 to 5169 code for a protein of 1118 amino acids. Lineage: Eukaryota; Metazoa; Arthropoda; Insecta; Diptera; Culicidae.